Molecule: messenger RNA, 422 nt
Organism: Callorhinus ursinus (northern fur seal)
Lineage: Eukaryota; Metazoa; Chordata; Mammalia; Carnivora; Otariidae
Product: SH3 domain-binding glutamic acid-rich-like protein 3
Cellular component (GO): cytoplasm
Source: RefSeq, a predicted model, not a curated record
CAGGGCCCAGCUUUGGGACUUUGCAUAGCUCAGCCUGAAGCAGUAGCGAAGUGAUUGAUUCUGGGUUACUUCUCCAAAGUAGCCUUGUAAUGGAAAUAAUGAGCUCCAUUAAAGUCUAUUAUACCAGCGUGUCAGGGUCCAGGGAGGUGAAGCAGAGACAGGAAGAAGUUACCAGAAUUUUAGAUAUUUACAAAAUAAAGUAUGAGUUAAUAGAUAUUUCUGUCAGUUUGAAAGUACUUCAAGAAAUGAGGAUGAAAGUUUCCACCCCUAAGGCUCUACCACCUCAGAUAUUCAACGGUCAAGAAUAUUGUGGAGAUUUUGAAAUGUUUCACAAGGCAAAGGAGAACAAAGAGAUUCUGAAAUUCCUGAAGAUGGAAUGAAUGUGCAGUGAUGAUACAAAAGAUGUUUACUGAGAUGGAUCG